This is a messenger RNA of Humulus lupulus (European hop), 1588 nucleotides long. RefSeq lists its product as uncharacterized. The coding region runs from base 302 to 874 and encodes 190 amino acids. Lineage: Eukaryota; Viridiplantae; Streptophyta; Magnoliopsida; Rosales; Cannabaceae. The record is from RefSeq and is a predicted model, not a curated record. The transcript is spliced from 3 exons.
UGGUUCACAUUGUUUAAAAGAAAAAAAAAAUUGUCUCUGGAUGUUUGGAAUUGGGCUGGACCGAUAAUAAAGAGUGGGUCGGCUUGUAGUAGAUGAUGAACCCCUUGGACACGUGAAGAAAAAACGCUUGGGGUCGACAAUCUUCGUGUGAUUUGGAAAGAACGACAACGCUUGGACUGAAGAGCAGAGGCCUUCGUCACGGUGAUUUCAACUUCUACUUCGUGCGAUCUGUAUGGAGGACAGGGACUGACGACGUUUCCUGAAAAAGCUACUCAUCGAAGGUGAUGGAGAACAGGUACUAAUGAUUUCGCCUGAAGAGAUCUGGUCGUCGGAGGUGAUGCUGCCGGAGCGGAGGAGGAUGAUCAGAGAUCGAACCAGAGAUAUGUCGACUCCCAACAUCUUCGACAUGUACCAGGCCGAGGAAGAAGAAGAAGUCCCCCAACUCUCACGGAGAUCGAGAAAGAGGGCUGGUGAAUCCAGUCGGGGCCCUUCGGCCAAAAAGAGUCGACCAGAAGACCCUCCUCAGGGCACACCAACUGGGCAAAAUCCUGCGCCAACUGGGCGAACUCCUACUCCUCCUCCUGCUCCUUCUGAACAGCAAAAUACUCCUGUUCGGCUCAAUCCUCCAGCUGCGCCUACUAGGGAGCAUCUUUCUCGUGAAGAGGCCCAUGGGGCUAGACUCGUGAGCCGUGCCAUCAGAUCUGCCAAGGAUCGUCUUGACUGCAUAGGCAAAGGCGAGCAUAUUGGGAUCGCCAUGAUCCAAGCUGAAGAGUUACCGGUCGACCAGAUCCUGAACAGGGCUCUGAACGAGAUCUCCAGCGCCUUGCUUUCUGCCACUACUGCUCGUACCCGAGCUCAGGUUCUUGUCGAGUAGGUCGAGGCAAAAGCUAUCGAGAAAUAUCAGGUGAAGGCAGCCGAGGAGCUUUCGGCUGCUGAGGCCAGGCAUGCUACGGAGUUGGAAGCAAUGGUCCGAGAGAGGGAUGCAGCGGUGACCAAACUGUCCGCGGCCGAAGCUGCAAAAGAUGCAGCGGUUAAGCUGAGGGAAGAGUACCGGUCGUACAACAAAACUCAUCUCCGCGAAAUCAAGCAUCUGGAGGGGGUAGUCAAGACUAAGGAUGAUACUAUUGCCACUCUUGAGGGCAAGGUGCAGCAGUUGGAGCUUGACAAAUCCAAGAAUCUGGAAAAGUACAAAAGGACCACACUCCGAUGUUUCUAUAACUUCUGGAAACACAAUCAGGGUGCUGACUUUAGCUACCUUUCAGAGGAAGUCAGAGCUGCGGAGUUGGCCCGGUGCGCUGCUCAACUGGCUGAAGAGGAGGCAAGAGCUGCGACUCCUGCAACCCCAAGCGUCGUUGGUUUGGAAGAAGAAACCAUCGAGGAAGUGACUGACCAGGAUGCUGCCCAAGACCCUCCUGCCCCCCAGGCCUCUUAACUUUUAUUAACUAUUUUUCUUUCUUUUUGAACAUGCGACCCACGGGUCGUAAUGUAAAGACACUAGUUUCUUUUUAAACUUUGCUGCACGGGCAGUAAAUAUUUUUUAUUUGAACAGUUACAUCCAAGCAGCAAUGCCUGCGGUGUAAAAGCUUAA